AUGGAUACACAACUGGAGACACCGAAUUCGCUGAAGCGCAAACGGGCUCUGUUAGCCUGUAUUCCUUGCAGAGAGCGUAAGCGAAAAUGUGAUGGGCGUGAACCCUGUUGUACAUGCACGUCUUGGGGCUAUGACUGUUAUUAUCUUGCGCGCCGGCCGAGAUCCCGCAAAGUGAGGGAUCCCACCCCAGAUGCCCAGCCUAAAGCCCACUCUCCACCAAAAAGUACCUCUAGGCCUAGCAUUACCGAGCCCAUCGAGGUUGAGGCCGACCGGGGUGGACUGGUGCGACGCAUGGAGGCCAAUUCAGGGGCCGCCUUUGUCAGGAAGCUUGGCCUCAAGAUCGAUCCUGCCAAAGCUCCCAAGCUCAAUCUAUUUAGCUGGAACAUUGGCACCAGACAACCGGCAUCUCCAAUCACUUCGACCUCCACAUUGCCGAUUGUAGAGAUCGCAGCGCUUGAUCAUAUGAAGGCUAUGGCUCUGGUUUAUUUCGAUAAAGUCCACCCAUGUUAUGGAUUCAUCGAUCGGGGCGCCUUUUUCGAACGACUAGAUCUUCGUUGGAAAUCUCCCCUUCUAUGGGAUAUCUACGAUAGUACACUAGCAGGUGUGGCGGCUCUCGGGUGCUUGUUCUCGUUGCGAGAUGCUACAAUCACGGAGCAGCAUCUCAUCCGGACAGCUCGUGCCGUGCUAGACAUGCAGCAUCUCUCUGGUCCUCCGUCCAUCGAUCUAUUGACGGGAUGGACUCUGCGGUCUAUUUAUUUGCGGAUGACAGACUCACCACACUCCACGUGGAUUGCUAGUUCCACGUUGAUGCACCUAGUCGAAGCUUCAGGACUCCACCCAGAGUCACAUUCGGUUCUGCCGCCAAGAGUGCAGUGUGAUCCAGAUAUUCAGAGACGGCUUGUUGGUGUUGCACAUCAUUUGAACGUGUGGACUUCUUAUGACCUCGGUCUCUCCAGAGUUUCUUUCCAGAAAAACGAUCUUCCAGCGCUCCCAUCCCCAAAGCCCGGUGACUGUACAGUUGAGGUUCUCCGGCUCCUCCCAGUCUCCGUCAGCCUUGAUCCAGGCAGGACAAAAGAUGAGACAGAUCUCACCUCUACACUUUCCAGUCUUCUAGAAGGUACUCAUACUCAGCCCCCAUCGGUUAUGGCGCAGUGUAACCUUGUUCUCUGUAUCCUUCGACGCAUCCAUACCCAAAACCUCGAUAUCCCUUCUGAGCUCGCGGCGAAGGUGUUGCGAUUGUUGAAGAAAGGACUUGGCUGCGCACGAGGUAUGGUCAUGGACUGCUCUCCAUGGCAUCAAGUUGCCAACGUGCCUUUUCACAUCAUCUGCGUUCUGCUUGUCAUGGACACUCGUUCGUCUCUUGCCAUGCUCCCAGAGGCGAUGCAGACCGUCGAGCUAGUCGCUUCCACAUAUGAUACCGAAACGAUGAGGGAGGCUUAUAGGGCAGCCUGUUUGCUCGUAAUGCUGCAUCAACAGCGUAGGAAAGAUGACCUUGCGGUUCUCGGUGAGGCGCUGAAUGUGCAUCAGCAAGAAAGUCCGCUCGAAUCGCCGCCACAACUCGAUCCUAACUCCGAGGAGUAUUCAUGGCUGGGUGCACUUGUAGCUGAUUUGCCUGGUCUUCAAAGGGUUGAUCUUGAUCAGUUCCUGAACGCAGAUAUGAUCGAUACCUCGUUAUUUGAUGGCUCGGGUUGA
This is a messenger RNA of Penicillium cataractarum, 1692 nucleotides long. RefSeq names its product Protein RDR1. The record is from RefSeq and is a predicted model, not a curated record. NCBI's taxonomy places the organism in Eukaryota, Fungi, Ascomycota, Eurotiomycetes, Eurotiales, Aspergillaceae. Gene Ontology annotation, biological process: DNA-templated transcription; response to xenobiotic stimulus; regulation of DNA-templated transcription. The coding region runs from base 1 to 1692 and encodes 563 amino acids. The transcript has a single exon. Gene Ontology annotation, molecular function: DNA-binding transcription factor activity, RNA polymerase II-specific; zinc ion binding; DNA binding.